UGGUCGACCAUCAAAACUAAAUGACAGCGUUCAUUGUGUGAACAUUAAUUGCCCAGCAUGGACUACCUGGACAUUGAAUCCUUCCGUUCGAGGUACAGCGACAUAACCGUGACGACCGUGCCUGCUGGAUCCAAGGCCGAGAAGGAGCCGCCGAUGUCCAUGGAAGCGGAGAUGGCAGCCAAGCCGAGUGAGCCGCGGGUGGAGAUCACGCGGGUGAAUGGAGGUGCUCCCUCGGAAAUCACGUCGGGUCUAGCUGUGGUCCAGCGCAACAGACAGCAACAAAACGCCACUGCCUUCGCCUACGCCAAUGAAUACAAGGAGGUGAUGGCCAAACUGGAGUACACCAGGUACAUGCACAACCAGCUCCAGCUGAUGUCUUUGGCGAAUGGAGGGGGCAGUGGCGGCGGAGCUGGUCUCGAAGGUCUCUACGGGAUGAUGCCAACGUCUAUAAAUCUGGAUGCUAAUGCCAACAUUGAGGAUAAGUACUCCGAUCUACUGAGUGUCCUGGCCGAGAUGCGGUCCAAUUUGGCGCCGGCGAUAAUCGGAUUGCGGGCGCCCAAGGACCGCCUUCAGCGGGAUAUAGCCCAAGCCAGGUUCACGGUGAGGGAGUGCCUCCUGCUCCUCGAGAAGGAUGGUCUGCAGGAGAACGAAGGUAGCCACACCGAGGAGUGACGUCACUCGGGGCUAUCCAUCUCUGCAUUGUUAACGACACCUCUAAGCGAGUGAUAAUAAAGAACGUGAACAACAAAGGCCAAAAAAGAGU
Molecule: messenger RNA, 763 nt
Organism: Drosophila biarmipes
Lineage: Eukaryota; Metazoa; Arthropoda; Insecta; Diptera; Drosophilidae
Exons: 2
Coding region: 58-672 (204 amino acids)
Cellular component (GO): cytoplasm; nucleus
Source: RefSeq, a predicted model, not a curated record